GCUCAGCAGGCUCUCGCUGCUUCCUGUUUCCGGCUUCUGGAGCGGGGCGCAUCGCGGCGCCUAGGGGAGCGCUGGCUUCAGGGAGGACUCGAGGGACUGGGGUCUGCGCCCCCGCACCCCUGAUCUCCGGCCGCGUCUCCCAACCCCAAAGACACAUUCUUGCGGGCUUCUGAGCUUCGGUUGCUCUGUUUUCCCGUGACACGAUGUUCCCCUUCUCUGGCUGCUGGAGGACUGAGCUGUUAUUGUUGCUACUCCUGGCUGUGGCUGUGAGAGAAUCCUGGCAGAUAGAAGAAAAAUCUUGUGACCUGGUAGGAGAAAAGGAUAAGGAGUCAAAGAAUGAGGUGGCUCUCCUGGAGAGGUUACGGCCCCUGUUUAACAAAAGUUUUGAGAGUACUGUGGGCCAGGGCUCAGACACAUACAGCUACAUAUUCAGAGUAUGCCGGGAAGCUGGCAACCACUCCUCUGGUGCCGGUCUGGUCCAGAUCAACAAGAGUAAUGAGAAGGAGACGGUGGUCGGGAGAAUCAACGAGACUCACAUCUUCAAUGGAAGUAAUUGGAUCAUGCUGAUAUAUAAAGGGGGUGACGAAUAUGACAACCACUGUGGCAAAGAGCAGCGUCGUGCAGUGGUGAUGAUCUCCUGCAAUCGGCACACACUAGCGGAUAAUUUUAACCCAGUGUCUGAGGAACGAGGCAAAGUCCACGAUUGCUUCUACCUCUUUGAGAUGGAUAGCAGCUUAGCCUGUUCACCAGAGGUCUCGCACCUCAGUGUGGGCUCGAUCUUACUUGUCAUAUUUGCAUCAUUGGUUGCUGUUUAUAUCAUUGGGGGCUUCUUAUACCAGCGACUGGUAGUGGGGGCCAAGGGAAUGGAGCAGUUUCCUCAUCUGGCCUUCUGGCAGGAUCUUGGCAACCUAGUAGCUGAUGGUUGUGACUUUGUGUGCCGUUCCAAACCCCGAAAUGUGCCUGCGGCCUAUCGUGGAGUUGGGGAUGACCAGCUGGGGGAAGAGUCAGAAGAAAGGGAUGAUCAUUUGCUACCAAUGUGAUUGCACUUUUAAUGUCUAGCCGCCUCUUCAGUCCCCAAACCAAAGCAUACUCAGCCAGAUUUCUCAAGCCGUCUCUCCCGACUCUCACCUCGCCGUUAAUAGUCUUGCUUUCCAGUUAGCUUUUGAUUUGACCGUAAGCUGCCUCCCUUUGCUCCUAUUGUUUUUCCUCUGCACAAGUACAGUGGAAGGUAGACAGACACAGGGCCUGUGGGACAGAUUCCUGCGCCCCAGGAAGAGCAAGGACAGCUACAUAGGCAGAAAGCCAUGAGCCCUGGCUGUAAACAUUUUCAUAAGUUGAGACACUGGAUUCUCUAAUUAAAAAAGCAAAGAGUACUUAUACCUUUGGUCACUUCAUGCUGUUCCUGUCCCUGCAGUAGUCUUGUGAGGAUUUGAGUGUAACUCAGAGUUGCUCUGCAGUGCUUGCCUGGCUGUAACCCAAAUACUUCUAUUUGCUUUGAGCCUGGGGUCAGUCACCUGAUUGUCCCUUGUGUGGGAUUAGGACAGGGAAAAAAAUAUGGAAUUUCCCAACUAUAGGAUUCUAAGGUGCCAUCAGGUUGUUUAUAGGUCUUUGAGUGGCUUGAUAGUUUGAAUUGGGCCCUGGGCUAUGGUUAUAAAUCCAUAGGUAACCCAAAUGCCUAAUCAGGUAGUCCUUUUUUAAAGUAAGCAGAGCCUGUGUCACCUUGUGGUAGUCUUGCUGGCCAGCCUUGUUCUUCCUCGUCUCCCUCCACCAGUACUUGUCAACCUGAGUUGCACUUUUUCUCACAGGUCUAUAGUUCGGCUUUUUAUACUUUCCCCAAUCUUAAAGGAAGGGAAUGGAAGCAGAAGUGGACAUGGAGGCUCUGCAGGUCUCUGCUGUGGGUGGGGACACUGCUGCACCUGUCCCUCCUGCUGGCUCAGGGAAGUGUCUGUCCCACUUAUCUAUGGGAAAAGGUUUUUAAUCCUCUCUCUUUCUCUUUAGGCCAUGUGCCCAGAAUCACAGGCUGAUCUUUCUAUAACAGUGAACUCCUAGGCCACUAAGCAACAGCACAGUUCAUCUGAACACAGGAGAUGUGGAAAAGGCAGGGCCAUUUGUUACCUUUAGAAAAAAUGAUGUCAUUCCUACUCCUCAAUACCCUUGCAAUGGCAGUGGAAAUUUUGUUUUCUUUCUUACAGGAAAAAUAAUGUUAUUUUUUAAAAAAGCUUCUCAUUUGUUGUUUGCAUCCUAACCCCUGUGUUUUAAAUGAAAAAAUGAUAUACCACUUUUGUACAAAAACACAAUAAUUAAAAAACAUAAAAAAACA
This is a messenger RNA of Grammomys surdaster, 2320 nucleotides long. RefSeq names its product mannose-6-phosphate receptor, cation dependent (gene M6pr). NCBI's taxonomy places the organism in Eukaryota, Metazoa, Chordata, Mammalia, Rodentia, Muridae. The record is from RefSeq and is a predicted model, not a curated record. The transcript is spliced from 7 exons. The coding region runs from base 204 to 1040 and encodes 278 amino acids. Gene Ontology annotation, biological process: protein targeting to lysosome. Gene Ontology annotation, molecular function: protein domain specific binding. Gene Ontology annotation, cellular component: trans-Golgi network; endosome; Golgi apparatus.